Molecule: messenger RNA, 591 nt
Organism: Acaulospora morrowiae
Lineage: Eukaryota; Fungi; Glomeromycota; Glomeromycetes; Diversisporales; Acaulosporaceae
Source: the annotation of a GenBank genome assembly
AUGUUUGGAAUAGAUUUUAAUUCGUGGUUACCUCCAGUUUGGGCAGAUUUCCUUAAUUCACUCAGUCUAACUGAUUUGAUCGCGGGUAUACCAGCGUUUCUUGUUAUUUACACCGUGCUUCCUAGUGCGAUUUACACAGCGCGACAUAGAAGUAGAAAAGGCAACUGGUAUAUUCCUCCCGAACCUACAGACGAAUCGCCGUCAACGAAAGCAAAAUUGCUCCUUUUAAAUAGUCUGGCCGUGUUAUUUACCAUUAAAUACAUUGCCGAGUAUGUUUUUGGACACCCGAAUCCGGAAAUUUUUGUCACGGGUGCCCUGUUGACAGUAGUUUUGAUAACCGUGGUGAUAUAUCACUUUGAGAACAUAGGAAUUAUUAAACCAGCAAUUCCCCUCUCGGUCUUAUGGGGAACAACAACGCUCACCACAUUAUAUUAUACAACCUCCACUCACGACAUUACUCACGAGAUAUAUCUGGUUUCUAGUUUGCUUAUGUUCUUGCUGGAAUGGGCAUCACCACGUUCAUCAUAUACACAGAAAGCAAAACCAAAACCAAAAUCCUUUACGGAUGUCAACCAUAAGAAAUCCGAAUAA